AUGGCUAAAGUGGCAAUCCCGAAGAUUAAAUUUACUCAUGAGGAUGAUGAACGCUUAACCACAAUUGUUGAAAGAUUAGGUACAGAAAACUGGGAUCUUGUUAGCCAAGAAAUGAAAACUAAGAAUGCUAGGCAAUGCCGUGAGCGAUGGAUUAAUUAUCUAUCCCCAGAGCUCAGGAAUGAUCCAUGGACAGACGAGGAAGAUAAAAUGCUUGAUGAGCUUUAUCAAGAGUUUGGUUCCCGUUGGCAUAAAAUUGCUGAAUUUUUCCCAACAAGAUCUGGCAAUUGCAUCAGAAAUAGAUUUAAAUUACGUCAACGAAGAGCUCUCAGAAAGAAGUCCAAAAAAGAUACUAAAAUUAUUAAAAAUGGUCUUAAAGUUAAGAAGAAUGAUAAUACUUGCAAGGAUUCGAAUUCCAAAAUAAUGCAGUUCUUAUCAACAGUUUCUCAAGAAGAGAUAUUUAAUCUCUUCUACUCUCCUAUGGAUUCAAUUGAUGAACUUAUUUAA
Messenger RNA from Trichomonas vaginalis G3, 504 nucleotides. Its product is annotated as RNA polymerase II transcription regulator recruiting protein. Gene Ontology annotation, biological process: regulation of DNA-templated transcription. The coding region runs from base 1 to 504 and encodes 167 amino acids. The transcript has a single exon. Lineage: Eukaryota; Parabasalia; Trichomonadida; Trichomonadidae. Gene Ontology annotation, cellular component: nucleus. The record is from RefSeq and is a predicted model, not a curated record. Gene Ontology annotation, molecular function: DNA-binding transcription factor activity, RNA polymerase II-specific; RNA polymerase II cis-regulatory region sequence-specific DNA binding.